This is a messenger RNA of Ilex paraguariensis (yerba mate), 1611 nucleotides long. The record is from the annotation of a GenBank genome assembly. Lineage: Eukaryota; Viridiplantae; Streptophyta; Magnoliopsida; Aquifoliales; Aquifoliaceae.
UCUCUCUGUCACGGUAGACAUAAAAUUAAGUCAGAACAGGGCUUAUUAGGGGUUUUGCACCAAUAGAAGAAGAGGCCUUCCUACUCCGAUCCUCUCCGUUACACGCAUCACGAAUCGGGUGAAGCAUUUUACCCUUAGAAUAUAUCGAAAUGGUGUUCUCUCAGUGUGCGAAACGUCCUAUUGAGGUUCUGUGUAAGAGGCUGAGGUUGAAGCCUAGUCCUUCUGUGCAUUCUGGGUAUGGUUAUGCUACUUGGGUGUGCAGAGGAAGUUCAAUUUAUCAACUUGGGGAAAAUAAAAGCUCAAGCUCAAGUUCAUUCACUUGUAGUUAUGGCAAUGCUGUUAGAAGCUACUCGGGUGAAGCUUCUGUUUCGGAACAGAUGAAUCUUAUAAAGCAGUUGAGAGAGAGAACGAGUGCCCCCAUAAAAGAUGUAAAGUCUGCUCUUAUUGAUUGCAAUUGGGAUAUUGAUGCUGCACAAAAGGACCUGAGGAAAAGAGGGGUGGUUCUUGCAUCAAAGAAGUCGUCACGUGCUGCUGCUGAGGGUUUACUGGCCUUGGUGCAGAAUGAGAACAAGGCUGCUGUUGUUGAACUUAAUUGUGAAACAGAUUUUGUGGCCAGAAAUGAUAUAUUUCAGUAUUUGGCCUUGUCUCUGGCAAAAUUAACUUUGGCGGUUGAAAGCUCUCAACAGAGUUCUUCUGGAGCCUUUCCUGUUGGACCCGAGUAUUUUGAGAAUUUGAAGAUGAAUCUUGAACAUCCAAAAUUAAGGGGAGAAACAACUGUGCAAAAUGCGAUUACAGAAGUGGCUGCAAUGAUGGGAGAAAAUGUCAAGCUCAGAAGGGGUUUCACAGUGUCCACAUGUGCAAAUGGUGUCAUGUCCACGUAUCUCCAUACAAGCCCCAAAUCAGGCCUGGGACGUAUUGCUGGUAUUUUAUCCCUCGAAGUAGAAGAUAAAAAUGCUUCAUUGGAUGCUCUCCAGCAUGUUGGAUCAGAAUUGGCAAUGCAUGUUGUGGCAGCAAAGCCGUUAUUUCUGUCAAAGGACCUUGUGUCUUUAGAUGCAAUAGAGAAUGAACGUGAGAUUCUUAAGUCUCAGGCAGAAACUACAGGGAAGCCUCAGGUCGCCAUAGAGAAGAUGGUAGAAGGUCGUUUGCGAAAGUACUUUGAGGAAGUAGUUCUAAUGGAGCAAAAGUUUGUUGUGAAUGACACUGUGAAUGUGAAGACUUUGUUGAAGAAUCUAUCCGAGGAAGUUGGCACACCUGUGAAAAUUGGAAGCUUUCUGAGAGUGGAAGUUGGAGAAGGACUUCAGAGGCUUGAAGCAUCCAGUGCCUCUGAAUCUUUGGCUCAAGCUGCUUAAUUUGCGUAAUUGUGCCCCUUGUCAAUGGGAAAUCCCCAACGGGGAGAGCAGACUUUUAGGGACGUCGCUGCAGAAUUCAGGACUUUUGCUCUCUACCUAUUUAGCGAAUGACCGACGAUUUUGACGCUUCAAUUUAUUGUAUUUUUGGUGAGGGAAUAAUAGUCGAGUUUCUUCAUAAACAAAAUUAUUAUAGUGUGGUUUUUACUGUUACCCGCUUAUGUGUAUGUUUUCCAAUACAUGCAAUUUACAUUUGAGUUUUUUU